Molecule: messenger RNA, 2580 nt
Organism: Cryptomeria japonica (Japanese cedar)
Lineage: Eukaryota; Viridiplantae; Streptophyta; Pinopsida; Cupressales; Cupressaceae
Product: probable disease resistance protein At1g58390
Exons: 3
Coding region: 1-2580 (859 amino acids)
Biological process (GO): defense response
Molecular function (GO): protein binding; ADP binding
Source: RefSeq, a predicted model, not a curated record
AUGGAAGCUAUAGUUGGAGGAGCUGUAGCUGGAAAAAUUUGCGAGAUGACUCUUCAGAUGACAGUUCAAAAGUUAUUCGCACAGAUAAGCCUUGUCACAAACUUCCAGAAAGACUUUGAAUGGUUGAAGAGAGACCUUGGAUAUAUGAAGGGAUUUCUCAAGGAUGCCGAGCAACAGUGCAGACAAAAGGAGAGUGUGAGGCAAUGGUUACAAGAUGUUCGAGACAUUGCCCUACGUGCAGAGGACAUAUUAGAGCGAUGUACUAAACAACCUCUCUACACUAGCAGACUUAAAUCUGUUUUCACUGGUAAUCACAUGGGUUUUCGUUACAAAUAUUCACGAAAAAUCAUUAAGAUCAAAGCUAGAAUUAAGCUCCUUAUUGAGGAGGGAAGGCAAUUAAAGGUUGCUUAUGAUGAUUCGUCCGGAGAAGAAGCAUCAAGCAGCACUUUACGAAGAGCAUACUCAAAGAGAUCAAGUAUUGUGCCAAUAGAUUCACAUCCAGUGGGUAUAGAGGCCAAGGUUGAGCACUUGGUAAGCUUGUUAGAGAGGCCUGCAGUUUCUGUUAUAGCCGUCGUUGGAAUGGGCGGCGUAGGGAAGACUUAUCUUCUCCAACAUGUCUACAGUGUGGAUCAAAUUCAAGGAGUAUCUGAAGAAAGAGCAGAGGAAUUGAUUAAUGCCCACUUGAAAGAGAAAAAGAUUGUAAUUGUUCUGGAUGAUGUGUGGAAACCCAUCAAAGAGGGCAAUUUGAUAAAGAGACUUGGUUUGACAAUUGGGCAAAACUGCAAACUUGUGAUCACAACUAGAAACAGAGAAGUUUGCAGAAAUGUGAAGGCAGAAAUUUAUGAGAUGGAGAUGGAAAGUUUGAGUGAAGAAGACAGCUGGAAACUGUUUUGUAUUUAUGGGUUUCCAGAGUAUGAGGGAAACAGAGCACCCAAGCACCUUCUGGAUGCAGCCCGCAAUAUUGCAAAGGAAUGUGGAAACCUGCCGAUGGCCAUCAAGACAACUGCAGCAUCUCUGGCAGGCUUCACACUCCGAAGGAAAUGGGACUCCAAAUUAAGUCAGCUGAAAGAGGUAUCUACUCUCAAUAAACCCUUGGAAGCCCUCAAAUUGAGCUAUGAUUGCUUGCCUGCACAUCUUAAGGCUUGUUUUGCUUAUCUGUCUUUCUUCCCUAAGGAUGAGAAAAUAGACUGUGAGUACCUGGUAAAUCUUUGGAUAGCAGAAGGUUUCAUUCCAGACGGAAAAGACCAGUGGGAUAUUGGAUGGAAUUGUUUAUAUGAGUUUGCCAAACUUUCUUUAGUUGAAAUAGUGGAAGAAGAAUGGGAGGGAUCAGAUCAUGAUUAUGAUAUUCAAGUUGAACUUGAAGUCAAAAAAUAUUGCAGAGUUCAUGAUUUAUUUUUUGAUUUGGCGGUGUAUAUAUCUAAAGAAAACAAAUGUGCUUUCAAAGUUGAAAACGCUUUCAAAGAAUCCCCUGCCAGGAACAACAGUGUUGAUUGGUGCAGGGUUUUGUUGCCCAAGAAAUGGAUAGAUGAUAAGGUCCUGCUAAAAAGCCGCCUUGCAUUUUCUCCCAAACUUCUCCGGACAUUAUCAUUGUCUGACAAUCGCAUAGUUAACAUCCCCCGCAAAAUUUUAAUGAAUAUGAAAGUACUGCGGGUUCUUGACUUGAGCAGGAAUGACAUCAGUACAUUGCCUGAUUGUGUUGAAGAUAUGAAGCUUCUCAAAAUACCAGUGUGGAUAGGUAAACUGAAAUGUCUUCAGCAUAUCAAUACACUGCAAUCUCCUUUCAUUAAUACUUUGCCAAAAGGAAUUUUAAAUCUCAAGUCUCUCCGGACACUCAGAUCUCGUCGCUUGCGCCUCUCUGUCAGAAAUGACUCAGAGUUGAAGUUACAGGAUGUUUGUAGUAUGUUUCAGCUGCAAGAAUUAAGCAUAUGCCUUGACACAGAAUCGCAAUUACAAAGUAUAGAAAAAGGGAUUUUGGGGCAGUUGGAAAGGAUGCGCCAUCUCACUGUUGAGAAUUGUCUUCCAUUGUCUGCUCGCCCGUUUCCGGAGAAACUGAAGAUUAUGAGCCCGUUUCCGGAGAAACUGAAGAUUAUGAGAGAUCUUGAAACAUUACAGCUACACAAAUUUGCUGUGACAAGUAGUUUACGCAGUUUUGUGGAUCUUAGGGAACUCAGGUUACAAAGAUGUCAUUGGAAUAGUUAUCCAGAAUUCCAGAAAAUGCCAAACUUAAUGAGUUUGCAGUUGGAUAGUAACAGAAGCUGCACAGAGAUACCAGCGGCUUUUGGAAAGUCGGGCGGGUUUCCAAAACUUCGGUUCUUGCUGAUUAGAGAUUUCCCUGGACUGGACGACUUUCCUGAAUUGGAAGAUGGAGCCAUGCCACACCUCGAGGUUUUUAAGCUACACAGGUGUCACAAUCUGAGCGAAUUAAGGGGAUUGGAGAAAUUGAAAAUGCUCAAGGAGUUCAACUAUUAUCGUUCAUUUGGAUUAGGGUUAAGACUACAGGAAGGAGGGCAAGAUUGGCGAGAAGUUAAAGCCCGUAAUCCGCAGGUAAUCAUCACCGACAGGUACAGGCGUUACGUUUAA